Manis pentadactyla (Chinese pangolin) is the source of this 2397-nucleotide messenger RNA. RefSeq names its product diphosphoinositol polyphosphate phosphohydrolase 3-beta. Lineage: Eukaryota; Metazoa; Chordata; Mammalia; Pholidota; Manidae. The record is from RefSeq and is a predicted model, not a curated record. Gene Ontology annotation, cellular component: nucleus; cytoplasm. Gene Ontology annotation, molecular function: diphosphoinositol-polyphosphate diphosphatase activity; bis(5'-adenosyl)-pentaphosphatase activity; bis(5'-adenosyl)-hexaphosphatase activity. Gene Ontology annotation, biological process: diphosphoinositol polyphosphate metabolic process; adenosine 5'-(hexahydrogen pentaphosphate) catabolic process; diadenosine hexaphosphate catabolic process. The transcript is spliced from 2 exons. Bases 225 to 719 code for a protein of 164 amino acids.
UGCGUCGGCCUCGCUCGGGACCCCGGCCGCGCCGGGGACAGGCGGACUGACUUACCUCGCUCUUCCCCGCCCCCGCCUCAUCCUCCCCAGGCUCCAGGGGCUCACCGGCCGAGGCGCUGCUCUCUCCCCGCCCCUCGCCUAGGCCCUUUUCUCUCGCCAGCACCUCGUUGCGCGGCGGCGGCGACCCUAGCAGCUGCGAGCGGCGGGAGCGGGAGGCCUGGAGGAUGAAGUGCAAGCCGAACCAGACGCGCACCUACGACCCGGAGGGCUUCAAGAAGCGGGCGGCGUGCCUGUGCUUCCGGAGCGAGCGCGAGGACGAGGUGCUGUUAGUGAGUAGCAGUCGGUACCCGGACCGCUGGAUCGUGCCGGGUGGGGGCAUGGAGCCCGAGGAGGAGCCAGGUGGUGCGGCGGUCCGCGAGGUGUACGAAGAGGCGGGAGUCAAAGGGAAGUUAGGCCGGCUCCUGGGCAUUUUCGAGCAGAGCCAAGAUCGCAAGCACAGAACGUACGUGUAUGUACUGACUGUCACUGAGAUUCUGGAGGACUGGGAAGAUUCAGUUAGCAUUGGGAGGAAGCGAGAGUGGUUCAAAAUCGAAGAUGCGAUCAAGGUUCUCCAGUGCCACAAGCCCGUGCAUGCCGAAUAUCUGGAAAAGCUAAAGCUGGGCGGUUCCCCAACCAAUGGAAACUCCGUGGCCCCGUCCCUGCCGGAGAGCGAGCCCUAAUGAACAGCAGAGAUGUUGAGGAUUGUUGUGAAAGAAUCAUUGAUAUGAACCAUUGAUCAAUGGAAUUGUCAAGUACAGGGGAGCACGUCCAUAUUGCCAAGGAGACAACCAUCUGGUUUUUCUUCUACAUCUUGGAACACUCCCUUCCUGUCUAUUCCACUGACACCUCGUGCACUGGUUAUAGUACUGUUGUACAUGAACAGACUCUUAAUUCAGCACCUAUUGCCUUUUGUUGUGCUUUUUUGUUGUGUCUGCCUUCUCCAUUAGACUGUGAUAUCCUUGAGAGCAACGACUAUGUUACCUUACUCUUUGCAUAUUCUGCAAAAGAGACACUACUUGAAAUAUGGUUGGCAUCACUGAAGAUUCUUUAAUUUGAUUCAUAUUUUGUAAUCACUAUAUGGCAAUCCCUUUCCAAUCUGGUGCUAGUAGAGUAUAUGCUAUCUGGGCACCAUGUGUGUGGCUUUUCUGUAUCAGGUACUUCUCAAGACAGUUGUAAGAUGUUAAAGGACAAGAAGUAUUCAUAUUUCUAUGUCACAUCACACAGUGGCCAGCACAGUUUUAAGAUUUCCCCAUCACUUAGGGCAACAUUUUGUAGAAUCAGUCCUUUGUGUGACAACUUCAGUGUUUUUAUAGUUACUAAUUUGCUUAAAAUUUUACUCAGAAAAUAUUACUUGCUAUAAAGCUAUAAAAAUAAACAAUGAACAGAAGAUAAUAGUAUGAGCUUUUAUAGCAAUAAAUUUUAAAAUAGCAUGCAAAUAUUAAAUUUGAUGUUUUUGCAAUACCCUAAUCAUUUCUUUCAUGUAACCUUAACAUCUUUUGGAAGAAAAGAUUGUUUUUCACAUUUUACAUAUUCACUGUACUGUAUUAUUUGAUGCCAGAGCCAAUAAAGACUGCAGUAUAGGUAGCUUCCAAAGUUAAUCAUGCCAUUUAGUUUGCCUAGGUUUCUUUUGCGUCUCUUACUGAUUCAGCUGGCCACAGUUGUCAUCCCCUUUUCCAGUACAUUCUACUAGCUCCUCAUUCCCCCUGGUUUCUGCAUGUGAGAAUGCCGAGGAUGGAGAUAGCUAAAUUGCUGUCAUUUUGAAAAGGCAUUGGGGGAAAAAAAAAGCUUCUGUGAAGGGGAAACAGAAGAUGGAUUGAGAGAGAUAGCCCUUAAAUCAGCUGCCUCUAGGAAAGCAACUUUAGAAAAUGACAAAGAUGUCUUUAGAGGAAACUUUGGAGUUUUUCAAUGGGGUUUGUGAUAGCAAUACUCUUCCUCAGCUCCCUACCAGGGCCCUAAAGUGGCUUUAAUAUGGUAGUUCUCUUCCUUUUACAUUUAUAAAGGAAUUAUAUCAAAAAACUAGGGGUCCAUUUUAGUGUUACAUCCUUCCUCAUGGUACCCGUGAAAUGUACUGAAUGUACCCCCAAUCCUUACAGAAUUUGAAAUAACACAUCUCCCCAAUUUAUUGUUUAUUUUUAGGUGUAAUUUACUGUGGUUAUUUUUUUUUUAUCCUUUAGAGAAAUUUAAAUUUUACAGAUGAGGUGAUAUGCUACUGGUAUUUGCUUCAAAGUAAUCUGAGUCUGAGGUAGAUGAGCACAUACAUAAAACAAAAUUAGUGGUAAGUUGAUAAUUGUUGAAGCUGUGUAAUUGGUAUUUGGGAGUUUGUAAUACUAUUCUCUAUACUUUUGUAUAUGUUUGAAA